AUAUAUUAAUAUACUAUCAACAAUCCAAGUAUUGCAUUUCAAUUUACGGUCUCACUGUUACACUCUGUUAAUUUACUAAAGUAUUUAUUUAAUUUAGAAAUAGUUUAACUAUGGAAAUCGCAGACACUUAUUAUAGUAAAGAUGAAUACGUUGAAACGGCCUCUGGAAAUAAAGUUAGUCGUCAUACAGUGCUCUGCGGCUCCCAGAACAUUGUGCUCAACGGCAAAGUGAUUGUUCAAAGCGGUGCCAUCAUACGAGGUGACUUGGCAAACGUUCGUACUGGGCGAUACUGUGUAAUAAGCAAAAACUCUGUGAUACGACCACCAUACAAGCAGUUUAGCAAGGGCAUCGCAUUCUUUCCAAUGCACAUUGGAGAUCAUGUUUUCAUUGGUGAAGGUGCCGUGGUGUCUGCGGCAAUUAUUGGCUCCUUUGUGUAUAUUGGUAAAAAUGCCAUUAUUGGACGCCGUUGUACGUUGAAGGACUGUUGUGUGAUUGAAGAUGGUGCAGUUUUGCCACCGGAGACGACAGUUUCCAGUUACAUGCGAUAUACAUCCAAAGGUACCAUUGAGGGAGGUCAAGGCAAUCCAUAUUUUGUGCCCGCAGCCAUGCAGGAUGAAAUGGCCAACUAUACGAAGUCAUUUUAUGAGCACUUUGUGCGUACUCCGUUGCCUGCGAGUAUAAAGACUUAAAAAGUGAACUAUAAUAAUAAAGCUAACUCUAGGUACGA
This is a messenger RNA of Drosophila sulfurigaster albostrigata, 727 nucleotides long. RefSeq names its product dynactin subunit 5 (gene DCTN5-p25). The record is from RefSeq and is a predicted model, not a curated record. NCBI's taxonomy places the organism in Eukaryota, Metazoa, Arthropoda, Insecta, Diptera, Drosophilidae. The coding region runs from base 111 to 689 and encodes 192 amino acids. The transcript is spliced from 3 exons.